AUGGAAGAGCGCGAGCAAGCCAGUGACUCAGCCCAGGUGUUUGAGGGCGUCUACAACAAUGCCAGAAUGAUACAUUUCCUCACAGCUGUGGUGGGCUCCACCUGUGACGUAAGAGUGAAGAACGGCAACGUGUACGAGGGUAUCUUCAAGACCCUCGGCUCACGGUGUGAGCUGGCAGUGGACGCAGUCCACAAGCGAGGCGAAGACGAGAGGCCCGCCCUGCCCCGGAGGGAGGAGAUCACCGACACCAUGGUCUUCAGCUCUUACGACGUGGUCACCAUGACCUGCCGAGACGUGGACCUAAACUACGCCACCAGAGACACGUUCAUAGACACGUCCAUCAGCUCGACCCGUGUCAAUGGGGAACACAAAGAGAAGGUGCUGCAGAGGUGGGAGGGAGGAGAUGGCAACGGAGACGCCUUCGAUUUGGAGAACGAUGCUUCCAACGGUUGGGAUGCCAACGAAAUGUUUCGUUACAACAAGGUGAACUUCGGCGUCGAGUCUACCUACGACUCCAGCCUCUCAAUGUACACGGUCCAUCUGGAGAGGGGCAGCACGGAGGGCUUCCGGCAGCGGGAGGCGCGUGCCGCCCGCAUGGCUAGUGAGAUCGAGUCCAGCCCCCAGUACCGUCAUCGCGUCUCGUUGGAGAACGAGGAGGGCAAGAGCGAGGAGGACAAGUACAGCGCAGUGGUGCGCGGUGGCGAGCGGGGGGGGGAAAGCCCCAGGGAGAGGGAGAAAGGCUGCGACAGCCCCAGCAUAGUCAGCAGGGAAAGCAAAUACAUUCCGUUACCCCAGCGAGCUAGGGAGAUGGGCGUGUCGGGGGGCAGCAUGCGAGGAGAACGCGAGCGGGCGGAGCGAGGCCCUGGAGGAGGAAGUGGCGGACCCCAAGGUCACAACCGCAUAAGCGCCGGCUACCGCUCAGCCCCUCCCUCCUCUUCCUCCCCCAAACCUCACCUGCCCUUGGCCACUGGUGGCCCCCAGCCCCCUCCCCCCUCUUCGGAGUGCAGCAGCCCCCUCUCUGGCCGAGGUUACUCCCCCCACCACUCCCAGGUCAGCCCUGGCACUGCCAGCCCCUACGCCCCUACCUCCCCCGGGGGUCCGGCCUCGGCCAACGCCACCCCCUCUUCAGCUAGUCCCCCCACCCCCCAUUCCAACUCGCUGUCUCUGUCGGACACUGGUAGGCCCGUCAACGGAGUGUCUUCCAGAAUGUCUCCCAAAUUACAGAGACCCGCCCAGUCAAACCGACCGGUCCGGACACCUAACUCACACACCCAGUCCACAGCCUCCCGCUCCCCGAAAUCUGUCUCGCAGGACCCAGUGCAGUACCUGGACACGUCAUCUGUCUCCAUGCCCGCCCAGAUAACAUCAGGCCUCGCCCCGCUCUUCCCCAUCGAUGUGAACGAGAUUCUCUGUAUGGCUGCCAAAGAACGAUCAGCAGAGAGUCCAGGCAACACGGAAGAUGGCAAGAGUAAAGCUCCCUCCAUUCAGCAAAGGUCACAAAUUGAAGAGCUGCGGAAAUUCGGCAAAGAAUUCAGGCCCAGCGGAUGUGGCUCCAGUGCUGCAGCGGUAUCUCCCUCUGACACGGCCAAGCCCUUUCCCUCGUACCCCAGCCCCGCCUCCUCAGACUCCAAACAGACCCUCGCCCCCCAAAGUACUUCCCAGCCCUCCGCUUCCCCCUCAGGGGACCCCGCCAAGGAACCCAGUUCCAGCGCAGCCGCCUCCACCGCCAGCCCCAUUUCAGACAGGCAAUCGGCAGGACAAUCCCAGUCAGCCAGGACCCCAGGAAGUGAGGAGUCCAGACAGAAGGCAGAGCGAGUGGAGGGUGUGAUUGAUCAAGUCAGGAAGUCAACUCUGAAUCCCAACGCCAAAGAGUUCAACCCAAACAAAAUCGCGCUCACUCUGACGAAGCCCAACCCUUCACCCACGCCCCCCCGGCCACCCCCUCCCAGCCCUGCGAUGGUGCUGCAGCACCCAGGCAGCCAGGGUCCCAUCUACAACGCCCCCUACCUCUCCUACAUCUCCCAGAUCCACUCUGUACAGCCUCCACAUAUGUACCAGUAUACCAUGUCUACAGUCUGCCAGGGGAAAUACCCCCGAGUCAAAGGCUUAGGGUUGGGGGCCCCCCGCUCGGACCAUGGCAACUCGGGCCCGCCGCAGGCCAUGCUACAGGCGGCGGCGUCUGCAGCCGGAGCCCCCCUGGUGCCGUCGCCCUACCCCCAGCCCUACCUGCAGUACAGCCAGCAGCAGGUCAUCCAGGCCAUGACGCCUUACCCUGGACAGCCGAUGUACUCCAUGCUGCAGGGCGGUGCGAGGAUGUUGGGCCAGGGAGGGAGUCACCCCCAGGCCAUGGGCCCUCCAGGGGGCCCCCAGUUCCCCGGCCAAGGUGAGGUGCCUCUGGUGCCACAGCAGGGUAUCUAUGCCCCACAGUUGUUCUCCCAUCACCAGGGUGCAGUGCACCAGCCCCGGCCCUCCAGCACCCCUACGUGUAACCAGCCCCCCCCUCAGCAGCAUGCCCCCAGCCCUGGACAGGUAACCCAGUCGGGACUCCAGUCUCUAUAUCACUCCGGGCCGCUCUCAGUCCCCACCCCCCCUAAUAUGCCCCCCGGACAAACAACGCCCCAGGGCUCGUUCCCCCUUCAGGGCUACAGCCUGCAUGGCCACCAGGGAAUCACGCACACGUACCCCGGUCUGGGGCAGAUAACACAGGCUCACGUCCAAGGGGCCAUGCAGGGACCCCACCACCAGGGCCAACACGGCCACCCGCAGGUAGUGAUGCUCCAGGCCCCGCCCCCCCAGCACGGCCUUGGACAAGUCUCGCAGCACCCCCAACACGGCCUCCAGCAAGGGGCCCACCAACACUUCUACAUAGGACAUCCACAAGCGAUGCAGGUACAGACGCACCCCUCUCCCUUCCACCUUCCUGGAAACUGAGCUCCUUUGUUCUCCCCUCCCAAAAGAACUGUCUCUCUGGAACGGUCCACCCCCCUCGCCCUCUGGACAUGACCACACCCAACCAAGAAGUGACGCAAUCACGUGACACAGUGAUGGGCUUGCAGGGAGAAGCGGCAAGACCUCAUUGGUCAGCUACACUUCUCAGCUUCAUCGUCGCUAAAGCCUCGGUUAUAGCCCAACUGAGGAUGAUGAUGAUAAGCAGCGCCAACAGAAGCCGCACCCAAUCCAAACCUUCGUCCCGUUCUCUCUUCCAGCUCCAUCCAUUUUAAAGACACGACCACGUGAGAUCAUCAUAGUGGAGAGAAAAGACAUGGACGCCAAACGAGCGAAGGACACAACGUUUGACAACAUCAAAUCGCUUUGAGACUGACUCCUUUAUAGUUUAAGUUCCUUGAUAUUGGGCGAAUGGACAGAAGAAAUACAAACACUUAGAAUUCGUUGAGUGUUGCAAAAAGGAGGAUUGAACAGAACGGCAUAAAAGAGGAGAUUGGAUUUUUACUUUAACCCGGUAUCAACCCACCCUUCCCCUUU
Messenger RNA from Salvelinus namaycush (lake trout), 3483 nucleotides. Its product is annotated as ataxin-2-like protein. Gene Ontology annotation, biological process: cytoplasmic stress granule assembly. Gene Ontology annotation, cellular component: cytoplasmic stress granule. Gene Ontology annotation, molecular function: RNA binding. Bases 1 to 2931 code for a protein of 976 amino acids. The transcript is spliced from 22 exons. NCBI's taxonomy places the organism in Eukaryota, Metazoa, Chordata, Actinopteri, Salmoniformes, Salmonidae. The record is from RefSeq and is a predicted model, not a curated record.